CCCCCCGUUGAGGAAGUGAGUUCCGCUGACAGGGCUGGGCUGUGAGGAGAAAGCUGUUAGCAUCCGCUCGGCACGGCUAAAAACACGGUGCAGCGCCGACACACCCGAACCGAGCCGAACCAGCAGACAGCCUCCGAGACGAGCGCGUAGACACACCCGGAACCGCGUGUUUAUCCUCCCGAGACCAUCGCAAACAUGAAUGACCAGCAGUUAGACUGUGCUCUGGACCUGAUGAGGCGUCUCCCUCCACAGCAGAUUGAGAAGAAUCUCAGUGACCUCAUCGAUCUGGUGCCCAGUCUGUGUGAGGAUCUGCUCUCGUCUGUGGAUCAGCCUCUGAAAAUCGCCCGGGACAAAGUGGUUGGGAAAGACUACCUGCUCUGUGAUUAUAACCGUGAUGGCGACUCCUACAGAUCCCCGUGGAGUAAUAAGUAUGAGCCCCCUAUCGAUGAUGGUGCGAUGCCCUCGGCCCGUCUGAGGAAGCUGGAGGUGGAGGCCAACAACGCCUUCGACCAGUACAGAGACCUGUAUUUUGAGGGCGGCGUGUCCUCCGUGUACCUGUGGGACCUGGAUCACGGUUUCGCCGGAGUCAUCCUCAUUAAGAAGGCAGGAGACGGCUCCAAAAAAAUCAAGGGCUGCUGGGACUCCAUCCAUGUGGUGGAGGUGCAGGAGAAGUCAAGUGGUCGCACCGCUCACUAUAAACUCACCUCCACCGUGAUGCUGUGGCUGCAGACGACUAAAACCGGCUCCGGAACCAUGAACCUGGGGGGAAGCCUCACCCGACAGAUGGAGAAAGAUGAGACGGUCAGUGAGUCCUCACCGCACAUCGCCAACAUCGGACGCCUGGUUGAGGACAUGGAGAAUAAGAUCCGUUCCACCCUGAAUGAAAUCUACUUUGGCAAAACCAAGGACAUCGUCAACGGCCUGAGAUCUAUCGAGUCUCUCCCUGAUAAUCAGAAGUACAGGCAGCUGCAGCGAGAGCUCUCUCAGGUUCUCACUCAGCGCCAGAUCUUCAUAGAGUAGGGCUGGAGGAGCGUGCAGACACUGGCGGCAGUUCGAGCCAAGCAGGAGGCUCUGAGGACCGAUCUGAUCGACGCGCUCAACAAACGCAAACAGCAAAGCUAGAGACACUCUCUCUCUCUCUC
Molecule: messenger RNA, 1142 nt
Organism: Clarias gariepinus (North African catfish)
Lineage: Eukaryota; Metazoa; Chordata; Actinopteri; Siluriformes; Clariidae
Gene: capzb
Product: capping actin protein of muscle Z-line subunit beta
Exons: 10
Coding region: 196-1020 (274 amino acids)
Biological process (GO): negative regulation of filopodium assembly; actin cytoskeleton organization; regulation of lamellipodium assembly
Cellular component (GO): F-actin capping protein complex; cytoplasm
Molecular function (GO): actin filament binding
Source: RefSeq, a predicted model, not a curated record